ACUACUUUGUUAAGGUGUUGGAAUACAUGUGUUUUAAUUUAGUAAACACGUUUUUGUUGGUGCACUGUUUUGUCGAACUUUGUCGCACAAAUAUUACGUCGACGAUCACGUUCAGUCAGCUGUUCUCAUCACAUCGCGGAGGCAGGAAACGAAUUCAUUUAAAAGAUUUCAAAUCAUUUUAUCAAUAACUCCAAGUUGAUUCUGCUGACAUGGCAAUGCAGGGUUUGCAUUAAACAGCUAACAACCAGUUGCAAGAUGAGGCCCCUGAAAGACGCCCAGCUGGGAGCCUUCACCUUCUUUGCCUCAGCUCUUCCUCAUGAUGUCUGUGGGAGCAAUGGCCUCCCUCUCACCCCAAACUCUAUCAAGAUCCUGGGACGUUUCCAAAUCCUCAAAACCGUCACUCAUCCCAGACUCUGCCAAUAUGUGGACAUCUCCAGAGGAAAACAUGAACGACUGAUUGUUGUUGCUGAACACUUUGAAAGCAGUUUAAGUGAUUUCCCAAAACAGGGGAAAAAAGCCAGCACAGAGAAGGUGUUGCAGGUAGCCUAUGAGGUCCUUGAAGGUCUGGAGUUUAUGAACAAACAUGGCAUGGUGCACAGAGCCCUCAGCGCACACAAUGUGCUGAUGGACUGCAAGGGGAAUGUCAAGCUGGCAAAGUUUGGCCUUUAUCACAUGACUGAUCAUGGAGCCGAUGUAGAUUUUCCCAUUGGGUACCCAUCAUACCUUGCUCCAGAGGUGAUCGCUCAAGGCUCCUUCCACCUGAGUGACUCUUCCCAUGAUGAAGCUCCUCUGCCUUCAGGGUCCAAGACUGAUGUCUGGUCUCUUGGGGUUUUGCUGUUUGAAUUAUGUGCAGGUAGACGACUGCUGCAGAAUAUUGAGAUAAGUGAGAGACUGAAAUUCAUUCUAACCUUGGGUUGCAUGGACGACAUUGUCACUGUCCUUGCCGAGGAACACGGCUGUCUCGAUGCCAUUAAGGAGCUGCCUGAGAAUGUCCUCGAGUUAUUAACGAAGUGCCUGACAUUUCUUCCAUCCAAAAGGCCGACCCCUGCAGAGCUGCUGAGAGACCCCGUUUUUGAUGGCGUCUCUUGCCUCUAUACGCCCUUCAAGAAGCCCGUUAGUCUUUUCUCUUCUUCCCUCCGCUGUGCGCAUCUGGAGCUCCCAGAGGACAUCAGUGACCUUUGCAAAGACGAUGAUGAGGACUACCUGUCGGAGCGCGCCAUAAAUGAGGUGUACCAUCUGUGGUGUCUGGCGGGGGGAGACCUGGAGAAGGAGCUGACCAACAAGGGGAUCAUACAAUCCAAACCUCCAAUCUGCACACUUGCAAAUUUUGUCCUGGAAGACGGGGAGUCGUUUGGACAGAGAAGAGAUCGGAGUUUCUUGCUUGACGACACAACAGUGACAUUGUCUCUGUGCCAACUAGGAAAUAGAUUGAAGGAUGUAGCAGGGACCUAUUACCCUCUACUGGAAGACGAACAGUCAAGUCUGCCCCAGUCCAACAGCAGCAAUGAGCUGUCGACCACCGUCAGGCUCCCACUUAUCAUCCGAGAGAGAGACACGGAGUACCAGCUCAUCCGCAUCAUCCUCUUUGACAGGCUGCUCAAGGCGUAUCCGUACAAGAAGAAUUUGGUGUGGAAAGAGGCCAGAGUGGAUAUCCCCCCUCUUGUUCGAGGUCUGGUGUGGGCAGCACUGCUAGGCAUUGAGGGAGACAUUCAAGCUAAAUAUGAGAGCACUGACAAGGAUACUCCCAUACCAACUGACAGACAGAUUGAGGUGGAUAUCCCGCGCUGCCACCAGUACGAUGAGCUGCUGUCGUCUCCUCAGGGUCACAUCAAGUUCAGGCGUGUGUUGAAAGCCUGGGUGGUCUCUCACCCCGAUCUGGUCUACUGGCAGGGUUUGGAUUCACUUUGUGCCCCGUUCCUCUACUUGAAUUUCAAUAACGAAGCGCUGGCCUAUGCCUGCAUGUCCGCCUUCAUCCCAAAGUACUUGUACAACUUCUUCCUGAAGGACAACUCUCAUGUCAUUCAAGAGUACUUGACUGUCUUCUCCCAAAUGAUUGCCUUCCACGACCCAGAGCUAAGCAACCAUCUAAAUGAGAUUGGCUUCAUCCCAGAUCUUUAUGCCAUUCCAUGGUUCCUGACCAUGUUUACACAUGUGUUUCCGCUGCACAAGAUCUUCCACCUGUGGGACACACUGCUGCUGGGAAACUCCUCUUUCCCCUUCUGUAUUGGCGUGGCCAUACUGCAGCAGCUCAGGGACCGUCUCUUGGCCAAUGGCUUCAAUGAGUGCAUCCUACUCUUCUCUGACCUGCCAGAAAUUGACAUUGAGCGCUGUGUUCGUGAAUCCAUCAACCUCUUUUGCUGGACUCCAAAGAGCGCUACAUAUCGACAGCAUGCUCAGCCACCCAAGGCUGUGGGUGACAAUGGAUUUGGGAAAGCAGCGACAUACUACACGUCCGACUACCAGGAUAUGCCCAAAACAGACCUGUCCCGGGACCCUCUGGCGUUGUGUGACCUGAAAGCAGAAGUAUCCCCGCGGAUCUCGGCCGAGGACUUAAUCGACCUGUGUGAGCUGUCAUUGGCCGGACCCAUCAAAAGGACCAGAGCCGGCAAACCCAAAAUCAUUGCAGUCGACAUCCGCAAUGUAGAGGACUUCAACAGAGGCCAUAUUUCUGGCAGCAUCAACAUUCCCUUCAGCACAGCCUUCGGCCCCAACAGUGAGCUGGUGCAGUGUCCUGCGACAGGAGUCCUCCAGAGCUACAGAGGACGGGUCAUUGUGAUCAUUAGCCACGCCAUAACAAACGCUGCUAUGUUUGCAGCACACCUGGUCAAGGUCAAUUUCCCACGAGUUUGUUUCCUAGAUGGGGGGAUCAACAAGCUGAAGCCCACUGGACUGCUGACCGUCCCCUCCCCUCAGAUCUGACAUCAUACCUAAGCUUCACAAAGGGACGAGUGGAAGGACUGUAUACUGUGUGUGUUAUUGAAGCAAAAAAAACAACUCAUUUUUACACAUUCAAAUAAAGCUGAAAAACUGCACUGAAAAAUCCCCCUCUUCUCUUUCUGUCUCAUAACAAAAAUAAUUAAUCAAUUUUCUUUCUUGAACAGUUGCUUUGGACACUAGCAUUUGACUAAAACAUUGAGCUGUCUGUGUCAAAUAAACAUAUCUUGAUGGAUGUCUUUUCUGAGCCAGUUGAUCUAGGGAACUGCCUUUAGGUCUGCUUUUAUAACAUGUAUAAUUUUGACACUGAGAGAGGUGGAUAUGUUAUAUGUUUUCAGCAACUACUAGGCUUUUAUUGGUGCUUGUGUUGUACCUUCUGCAUUAAGAAAUUCACUAAAAUUAAAGCAUCUCACAGUAAGGGUGUCUUUGAUGAAUCUUACAACUGGUAUUUGUAUUUAACUUGCCAUUUAAUUGUCUGAAUGUAUUUGUCAUGUUAUAGAAAUGUGUUACUAUCACGUUACAGUUGUCUCGAAUA
Molecule: messenger RNA, 3469 nt
Organism: Eleginops maclovinus (Patagonian blennie)
Lineage: Eukaryota; Metazoa; Chordata; Actinopteri; Perciformes; Eleginopidae
Gene: tbck
Product: TBC1 domain containing kinase
Biological process (GO): protein phosphorylation; mitotic spindle organization
Cellular component (GO): kinetochore; cytoplasm; centrosome
Molecular function (GO): protein serine/threonine kinase activity; ATP binding
Source: RefSeq, a predicted model, not a curated record